This is a messenger RNA of Meloidogyne enterolobii, 534 nucleotides long. Lineage: Eukaryota; Metazoa; Nematoda; Chromadorea; Rhabditida; Meloidogynidae. The record is from the annotation of a GenBank genome assembly.
AUGGGAAAAGAAGAAUUGCAAAAAUUUAUUGAUAAUUGGCUUGAAUGGGAUAAGAAUGAUGACACUCGAAAUCAAAUUUCUAAACUUCUGGAAGCAGGAAAUACAGCAGAACUCAAAGCUUUGAUGAUUGGUGAACUUUCUUUUGGAACAGGCUUCACUCAAUUAAAUGAACUUAACGUAAUCCUACUCUCUCAUGGAAUGGCUCAACUUUUAUUGCAAGAGAUGCCAAUUAAAAAAAACAAAAAGUUAAAAAUUGUAGUUGGAUUUGAUGGACGUCACAAUAGUUUGAGAUUCGCUCAAUUAGCCUCCAAUGUAUUUAUCAACAAUGGAAUUUGUGUAACUUUGUUUUCUGAAUGUGUCCCUACACCUGUUGUUUCUUUUGCCGUUGUUGAAUUAAAUUGUGAUGCUGGUUUAAUGAUAACUGUCUCCCAAAACCCAACAAAAUAUAAUGGUUAUACAAUUUAUUGGAAUAAUGGUGCUCAAAUACUUCAAUCUCUGGAGCAGACCUGGGCGAAACUCAAAAUUUUUUUCUGA